CCUUCGGGAGGUUCAGGAAGCAGUAGGCGUGUUUUCACGCUGUUUAAUCUUAUGGAGAAUGGCACCGCGACUGUUUAAAUGCGUCGAGUGUAACGAAGAUGCAAGCGAGCUGCAUCGAGAUUACAGCAACGGAAUACUGAAGAUCACCAUAUGUAGUUCAUGCAAGAAGCCAGUUGACAAAUACAUCGAAUAUGAUCCAGUUAUUAUUCUGAUAGACGCCACUCUGUGCAAAAUCCAGGCCUUUAGACAUAUCCUCUUCAAUACUGAGAUAAAUAUCCACUGGAAGCUGUGUGUGUUCUGUCUGCUGUGUGAGGCCUAUCUGCGCUGGUCCCUCCUGCAGGGGUCCCAGGGCAACGAUGACCCCGCCGAUAUCAUCCGUUACACUAAAGAGUGGGAGUUUUACUGCCUGUUUGCACUGGCCUCACUGGAGUUGGCCGUGUUCUGCGCAGGUGUGUUGCUCAUUCUGUGGACGGCGCAGUGCUGCUCUGGUUCCUCUUUAGAACUGAAGGUGCUGUUGAAGGCACUUCUGCUCUCCAGCUACGGCAAAGUGCUGCUUAUACCAGCUGUCAUCUGGGAGCACGAUUUCUCCCCGCUCUGCUUCAGCCUCAUACGACUGUUCGUCCUGACCUCCAAUUCACAAGCCAUAAGAGUGAUUCUGAACUGCAGUCGGCGACGGUCUCUCCUGGCGGUGUGUGGUGGCUUGCUGUUAGAGACAUGGGUCGCCCAGGCUUUAAAAACACUGCAAGUCUGUUCACAAGACUAUCUGUCAAUGCUCUAGACUAGAAGAAUCCAGGAAUCUGAAACCUCAGGAUCAUCUCAAACCCUUGACAGUAAACAUCAAACUGUCCCUCCUAAAGAUAAAUGGAUGCUCAUGGAACUGCUGCGAAACUUUCUUCGUGAAUGAUUCAAGCCGUCCUUGCUGCCAGCGAAGAACGUUUGAUUUCUGAAACUGAUCGGCACGCGAAAUCUCAGAUGUGAAUGUAAAGAGACAUGCUUGUCAUUACUUCAGAGAUGUUGUUUAUACAAGAUGUUCCCUACAAAGGAAUUCAGUGGCAAUGCCAAGUGAAAGUAAAUGAGGUCAUAGAGAGCAAAUAGUUUAUCUUUACUAUAGUUACCACAUGGUUAUGAGGUUUUUGUUUUUUUUCAUGCAAAUAUGCCUGGUUUACUAAAUAAACACCAUUAAGACCAGUAAAUUGUCUUCACUUGUGAAUUCUCCUCACACAGAACAACUAGUUUGGGUCUAUAACAGCAAGCCUGUGCAAUUUUUACAAAAUCCAGUGUUUAUGAAGACUUUGAAGGCGCAGCUUCACAUUCCUGAGGUCAUCUGUCAGAUUCCUCAGUUAGCUCUGCUGAGAGAAGAUGUGGACUCAAAUGUACUACAGAUGUCUCUGGACUAGUGUCGACACGAUAUGUUCACUUACUGUAAUGAUCUGAAUGGCAUAUGGUUUAUAUAUGGACUUUCUUGCUGAUGUCAUUAAUCCCGGUUACAUAAAAGUGAAGUGUGGGCCUUCAGUAUGAACUUGUUCUGAAGAAACUCAGGGAAUAAAUCUUGCAACUAUUUGGGAAACUGAAUGUUUUGUAACUGAAGGGGAUAUUGUGGUUAAUAAAGGAUAUGUUUGA
Molecule: messenger RNA, 1620 nt
Organism: Carassius carassius (crucian carp)
Lineage: Eukaryota; Metazoa; Chordata; Actinopteri; Cypriniformes; Cyprinidae
Gene: arv1
Product: ARV1 homolog, fatty acid homeostasis modulator
Exons: 5
Coding region: 59-778 (239 amino acids)
Biological process (GO): intracellular sterol transport; sphingolipid metabolic process; sterol metabolic process
Cellular component (GO): Golgi apparatus; cortical endoplasmic reticulum
Source: RefSeq, a predicted model, not a curated record